Molecule: messenger RNA, 6642 nt
Organism: Gorilla gorilla gorilla (western lowland gorilla)
Lineage: Eukaryota; Metazoa; Chordata; Mammalia; Primates; Hominidae
Gene: CFP
Product: complement factor properdin
Exons: 9
Coding region: 5171-6580 (469 amino acids)
Source: RefSeq, a predicted model, not a curated record
UGCAAAACUGUUUACUUGAGGCUGUAGUGUCAGCUAAAGCUGUAAGACUGUAUGGGUGCGAACUUGAUUGUACGGGAGAGAAUGGCUGGGAGACCAAACCAGUGACCGAGACCAAAGAUACAAGAAGGUGCAAUUGUGUGUAUGAAAGCAGGCGUGAGAGACUGCAGCAAAGACUGAGAAAAACGAAUGGCUGUGACUGGGAGAGUGUGACAGGCUGUGUGUGUGUGUGUGUGUGUGUGUACACCUGAAACUAGUUGCAAAUCGAUUUACCAUUACUACCACAGUCUAUCCCACAGGUUCAGGGACUGUGAGAAAGUGGGAGAGAAAAUGACGGUGAGCCGGACGGAGUCACUGACAUGGUGUGAGAGACCAUGUCACUGGGCAUGCAAGGGAGAGGGACAAGGAACUGUUCAUGAGAGACUUGGCAGUAGCAGUAACUGGAAGUCAGAAACUGUGGGAGAGGAACUUGACAACUGAGUGAUGUCAGAGCACCAGGGGGUCUGUGAAACAGUUCAUAAGAAACCAUAAAUCAGGGGCCAUACAAAAGAGCUGAGCAAAUGAGACAUGCCAAGUGACCACGUGACGGUGUGUGAGAAACUUGUAAAGCUGUGCACGUGCGUCCGUGAUGAGCUGACCAUAUGAAGAAAAUGAUGGUGUGCACGACUGAGACAGGGCAUGGGUGACUGUGGGUGACUUAUCGAGGGCCUAGUGGUGAUUGUGAAAUACUGACCGAGUAUAUCAGAAGCUGACUGAGGGACAGUGAUGACUGAGACAGUGGCUGAGAAACGGAUUGUGUGUCCAUGGGUAAAACCCUUUGCAAGAGACUUUAUGAAAGGCUGUAAAUCAAGGACUGAGGGUACUGGAAGCUGAUUGAGAAGAAACGUGAGACUAGGUGACGACAGUGUCUGAGAUACUGUGUCAUUGUGUAUGCGUGUGAAUGUCUUUGUGGGAGAGGCUGUAAUCAGGGAUCGUGGGUGUGUGAAAAAGUGGCUUGAGUGAGAAAGGGGUAGGAGAGGUGAUUUUUGUGCAUGUGUGGGAAACUUCAUGAGAGACUAGUUAGUGGUGACUAUAAAUCAGUGACUAUUUGUGUAUGUGAGAAAGUAACAGGCCAAAUGAGUGGCUAAACGUUUCAUGAGAUUGUGUGACUGCACGUGUAUGUAAGGAACUGACUGGUGAGAGAAAAUAUUGGCAAUAUUGACUGAAUGAGACAGGCUGUUAAACAUGAUUGUGUGUGUGAAACUGUUAGGAGACUGUAGUAAGGCUGGAAUCCAUGACACAGAAAAUGACUAUGAGUGACAGAAUGUCUGAGAGGCUGUGUGAUUAAGAGAAUAUAGUAGAGGCUGUAAAUCCGGGCUGGGUGCGGUGGCUCAUGCUUGUAAUCCCAGCACUUUGGGAGGCCAAGGUGGGAGGAUCACUUGAGGCCAGGAGCUUGAGACCAGCCUGGGCCACAUGGUGAGACCCCGUCGCUACUAAAAAUUUAAAAAAUUAGCAUAACGUAGUGUUGUGCACCUGUAAUCCCAGCUACAUGGGAGGCUGACGUGGGAGGACUACUUGAGGCCAGGAUUUUGAGUUUGAGACCAACCUGGGCAACAUAGAAGGACCCUGCUGCUACCAAAACAAAAAACAAAAUUACCCAGGUAUAGUGGUGCAUGCCUGUAGUCCCAGCUACUGAGGACACUGAGGUGGGAGGAUCGCUUCAGCCCAGGAGUUUGAGUUUGAGACCAGCCUGGGCAAUGUGGCAAAACCCUGUCUCUCCAAAUAAUUUAAAAAAUUAGCCAGGUGUGGCGUGUGCCUGUAGUCCCAGUUACUCGGGAGGCUGAGGUGGGAGGAUGGUUUGAGCCCAGGAGGUUGAGGCUGUAGUCUGCGAUCACGCCACUGCACUCCAGCCUGGGUAACAGAACCAGACCCUGUCUCAAAAAGAAAAGAAAACAAAGAAAAGAAAAACAGAACUGUGUAGAUAGGUUUAAAAAAAAAAAGAGAGAGAGAGAAAAUAACAGACCAAAUGAGACUGUGUGAGAGGUCUAAUGCCCUGCAGACCCUCGAAUGUUCCAGGCCCUGGAGAAAAACCCUCUUCUGUUUUUCCUGUUCCUCCACAGGCCCCUCCUGCUCAGUCUGCUGGGCUGGCUUCUCCUACUUCUCUAAAACUUGAAAUGCUGGGGUUCCCCAGGGCAAAGCCCUGGGAUUCCCUUCUCUCUUCUCACGCAUCCUCUCUAGGUCAUCUUAUCCAGGUCUUCACACUUGAAAUACUACUUAUCCUCCAUGGGAUGCCCACAUUUUUACCUCUAACUCAGACUGUCCUUCUGGCAUUUUAUCAGAAUCUCUAAAGUUUUGUUUAUUUCAUUGAUUGAUUCAUUUAGCAGAUGUUUAUUGAGCAUCCACUGUUUCCUGGUGCCUAUCUAAUGCCCUGCAGACCCAGCAGUUAACAAGCCAGACAAAAAUUCCUGCCCUUGUGGAACUGAUAUUUAGGGAGUGAGAAUAACAAGAAGCAGGCAAAUACAUAGUAGCAGGUAGGGAUGUAAUAAUUAAAUAAGACAAGACUCUCACUCUUUGUUUAAGGAAUCUGCAGUCAUUUUAUUGCCUAAAUGUGUGGGAAAAGAUAGAGUGCUGACAGUCCUCUUCCACAGGGAAUCCUAUGAGUAUUUAUACAGUUUAGAAACAAAGGAAAUAUUGUUAAUAUUAUUACCAGGGCAACAGGUGGUUAAAUAAAGCAGCCAGCCAGAAUUUCAGGUUUCUUUCUUUCUUUUUUUUUUUUUCUUUUGGAGGGGGGGACAGAGUCUCACUCUGUCGCCCAGGCUGGAGUGCAGUGGCACGAUCUCAGCUCACUACAGCCUCUGCCUCCCGAGUUCAAGCGAUUCUCCUGCCUCAGCCUCCCAAGUAGCUGGGAUUACAGGCAUCCGCCACCACGCCUGGCUAAUUUUUGUAUUUUUAGUAGAGACGGCGUUUCACCAUGUUGACCAGGCUGGUCUCGAACUCCUGACGUCAGGUGAUCCACCUGCCUCAAUCUCCCAAAGUGUUGGGAUUACAGGCGUGAGCCACCAUGCCCGGCCAAUUUCAGGUCUCUUGGAGAGUAUUUUCACAGGAUAACACAGCAAUGAUUGUCUUGAAGUCGUAGAAUCUUAAUAAGACUCCUUUGUUCAAAGCACAUUUUCAAGGAUAGCCUUAUGUUAUCAGAGAACAGAGUAUGUCUGUAAUGGAUACAGAUAUUAACACAUACUUUACUGCCCAUAAAACAAGUGUUCCUGAAGAACUUCUGUUUUAACAGCUGACCAAAUUAUUACAUUUGAAUUUGCAGAAUGGUGUCUCUCCCUGCCUCCCUGAGAGCAGAGGAAAUUAGGCAUUGCCUUCCUAUCUUUCUUGUGCUUCUUUUUGUUAAUUAAAAGCAAAAUAAAAAAUUUAAAGUGGGCCCUGGAGUUUCAUUAGGGUUUAUAAAAAAAAAUAAAAAAAUAAAAAAAAAAGAAGGGCUGGUGUGAUGGCUCAUGCCUGUAAUCCCAGCACUUUGGGAGGCUGAGGUUGGGAGAAAAUAUUGAAGCCAGGAGUUUGAGACCAGCCUGGGCAACACAACGAGACCCCAUCUAUACAGAAAAUAAAAACAUUAGUUGUGUGGUGGUGUGUGCCUGUAGUCCCAGCUACUUGGGGACGCUAAGGUGGGAAAAUCACUUGAGCCCAGGAGUUUGAGGCUGCAAUGAGCUAUGAUCAGACCACUGCACUCCAGCCCAGGUGACAGCAAGACUCUGUCUCUUUAAAACAAAACAAAAAAAACAGGUUUGGAAGCUACUGGGCUAGAGAGUGACAGGGAUGCCAGACAAGGGUAUGGGGAAGGCCUCUGUGAGGAGGGGCAACAUUUAUUAUCCAUCUUCUCAAGGGCCAGGAUUUUUUUCUGUCCUAUUCUCUGCUCUAAUGCUAAGAACCGCAUCUGGCAUCCAGUAGGUGCUCAAUAAAUGUUGAAUAAAUUUAUCAAACACAGAGCACCUACUAUAUGCCAGCCACCGUUCUAAAGACUUUCCAAAAGCUUAACUCCUGGCCGGGCACGGUGACUCACGCCUGUAAUCCUAGCACUUUGGGAGGCUAAGGCAGGUGGAUAACCUGAGGUCAGGAGUUCGAGACCAGCCUGGCCAACAUGGUGAGACCCUGUCUCCACUAAAAAUACAAAAAUUAGCUGGACAUGGUGGUACACAGCUAUAAUCCCAGCUACUCAGGAGGCUGAGGCAGGAGAAUUGGUUGAAAUCGGGAGGCAGAGGUUGCAGUGAGCCGAGAUCGUGACACUGCACACCAGCCUGGGCGACAGAGUGAGACUCCAUCUCGACAAAACAAACAAAAGCUUAACUCGCAAUCUUUGCAACACACCCUACCUAUGUUGUAGGUGCUGUCUGUGAGCACAUUUUACAGAGGGGAAACAGGCUCCAGAAGGGGGGUGUUAUCUGCCCGAGGGUUCUCUGAUGGAAUAUGGCCCAGCUUAUUCCCUCCUAAUCACCCCAGACCCUGGUGUUGUCCCCAGCUGGGCCCAUGGAACAAUGGAUAGACCCCAUUCCCCUCCUGAAUCCCUCCCCAGGCUCCUGCCACUUCCCUUUCUCACUUCCCUUGUGCUGACCUCCCCGACCACAAGCUGACCACAGGGAACCUCUCAGGAAAGGAGGGCCGAGGUUAAGGGAGGGUGGAAGGUGGAGCAACUGCCUCGAUGCUCCCUUCACCCCCACGAGCAGGAACAUACUGAGCACGGCACACUCACUUCACCCUGGUUCAACACCCCCACGAGGUUGACCCUGUCAUUAUGUUAGAGAUUAUGCAUUUUCCACAUAGGGAAACUGAGGCUCAGGGGUGUUAAGUGACUCACCCAAGGUCACACGGCUAGGAAGUUGCUGCACGCUCCUAUGCUCCAUUUCCUCUGGGUGAGAAUUUGUCCUAGGAGCUUCUAUUGAACACUGUGAGGUUGCUGGGAGGAGCGCGAGGUGCUGGGGAUACAGUAACAAACAGAACAAGACCAAGAGUAAGACAGGAAAUGGGGAGGGGAGAGUAGAGAAGGAGGCAGAGGGGACAGGGUGGGGUCAAAGCAGGAUGCCCUCCCAGUUCCUCCUGCCUCUAGGUUCCUCUUUCCCUGCUGAUUCCAGGAGCCUAUCAACCCAGAUAAAGCGGGACCUCCUCUCUGGUAGAGGUGCAGGGGGCAGUACUCAACAUGAUCACAGAGGGAGCGCAGGCCCCUCGAUUGUUGCUGCCGCCGCUGCUCCUGCUGCUCACCCUGCCAGCCACAGGCUCAGACCCCGUGCUCUGCUUCACCCAGUAUGAAGAAUCCUCCGGCAAGUGCAAGGGCCUCCUGGGGGGUGGUGUCAGCGUGGAAGACUGCUGUCUCAACACUGCCUUUGCCUACCAGAAACGUAGUGGUGGGCUCUGUCAGCCUUGCAGGUCCCCACGAUGGUCCCUGUGGUCCACAUGGGCCCCCUGUUCGGUGACGUGCUCUGAGGGCUCCCAGCUGCGGUACCGGCGCUGUGUGGGCUGGAAUGGGCAGUGCUCUGAAAAGGUGGCACCUGGGACCCUGGAGUGGCAGCUCCAGGCCUGUGAGGACCAGCAGUGCUGUCCUGAGAUGGGCGGCUGGUCUGGCUGGGGGCCCUGGGAGCCUUGCUCUGUCACCUGCUCCAAAGGGACCCGGACCCGCAGGCGAGCCUGUAAUCACCCUGCUCCCAAGUGUGGGGGCCACUGCCCAGGACAGGCACAGGAAUCAGAGGCCUGUGACACCCAGCAGGUCUGCCCCACACACGGGGCCUGGGCCACCUGGGGCCCCUGGACCCCCUGCUCAGCCUCCUGCCACGGUGGACCCCACGAACCUAAGGAGACACGAAGCCGCAAGUGUUCUGCACCUGAGCCCUCCCAGAAGCCUCCUGGGAAGCCCUGCCCGGGGCUAGCCUACGAGCAGCGGAGGUGCACCGGCCUGCCACCCUGCCCAGUGGCUGGGGGCUGGGGGCCUUGGAGCCCUGUGAGCCCCUGCCCUGUGACCUGUGGCCUGGGCCAGACCAUGGAACAACGGACGUGCGAUCACCCUGUGCCCCAGCAUGGGGGCCCCUUCUGUGCUGGCGAUGCCACCCGGACCCACAUCUGCAACACAGCUGUGCCCUGCCCUGUGGAUGGAGAGUGGGACUCGUGGGGGGAGUGGAGCCCCUGUAUCCGACGGAACAUGAAGUCCAUCAGCUGUCAAGAAAUCCCGGGCCAGCAGUCACGCGGGAGGACCUGCAGGGGCCGCAAGUUUGACGGACAUCGAUGUGCCGGGCAACAGCAGGAUAUCCGGCACUGCUACAGCAUCCAGCACUGCCCCUUGAAAGGAUCAUGGUCAGAGUGGAGUACCUGGGGGCUGUGCAUGCCCCCCUGUGGACCUAAUCCUACCCGUGCCCGCCAGCGCCUCUGCACACCCUUGCUCCCCAAGUACCCGCCCACCGUUUCCAUGGUCGAAGGUCAGGGCGAGAAGAACGUGACCUUCUGGGGGAGACCGCUGCCACGGUGUGAGGAGCUACAAGGGCAGAAGCUGGUGGUGGAGGAGAAACGACCAUGUCUACACGUGCCUGCUUGCAAAGACCCUGAGGAAGAGAAACUCUAACACUUCUCUCCUCCACUCUGAGCCCCCUGACCUUCCAAACCUCAAUAAACUAGCCUCUUCGA